AUGCUAAGAGCCCGAUCAAAAGUUCUCAUUCUAAGUUUACUUCUCCAGUUGCUUCAGUUCAGCAGUUGUCAGAGAAGGAUACAGCCCCGCAUUGUGGGAGGCACUGCGACCACCCAAUCGGCCUUGGGUGGUUAUGUCGUGAAUCUGCGCAACAAUGGCGUCUUCUUUUGCGGUGGCUCGCUGGUUACAUCAAUCUAUGUGGUAACAGCGGCUCACUGUGUCUAUGGAGUUCAGGCUAGUCGGCUCACCGUCCAGGGCGGAGUGAGUAAAUUGAGCCAAACGGGUGUCAUACGAAAGGUGGUCAAGUAUUUUGUGCCCAGCUCCUACAGUAGUGAACGCCUGAACAUGGAUAUUGCUGUGAUACGUCUGCAGAGUGCGAUGACUGGUUCGAAUAUACACACCAUAUCCCUGUGCAAUGUCCAAUGGAGUCCUGGCGAUUGGAUGCGUGUCUCUGGUUGGGGCAUCACCAGAUAUGGCAAUUCAAGUCCUUCCAACCAACUGCGAACAGUUCAGCUGAAACUGAUCAAGAAGAAAACAUGCCAGAGUCUCUAUAAAUAUAAAGAUGUUCUCUAUGCCUCCACGUUUUGUGCCACGGCUCAAGGCAAGGACAGUUGUUCGGGGGACUCGGGUGGUGGGGUCAUCUACAAUAAUCAAUUGUGUGGCGUUGUUUCGUGGGGCGAAGGUUGUGCCAAUCCCAAGUAUCCUGGCGUCUAUACGAGCAUACAUCGAACACGUAGCUUCAUUUUGAGCUCCAUGAAUAAGUGA
Messenger RNA from Drosophila willistoni, 765 nucleotides. Its product is annotated as seminase. The transcript has a single exon. Gene Ontology annotation, molecular function: serine-type endopeptidase activity. NCBI's taxonomy places the organism in Eukaryota, Metazoa, Arthropoda, Insecta, Diptera, Drosophilidae. Bases 1 to 765 code for a protein of 254 amino acids. The record is from RefSeq and is a predicted model, not a curated record. Gene Ontology annotation, biological process: proteolysis.